AUGGAGAUGAAGCCGCACAAGAAGCAUGCAAAGGCAGCCCGGCUGGCGGCAGCAUUACAGGUGCAGCAGGGCCUGCUUGCGGCUUUCAGGGGCUCGGUGGCAGCUCUUCGAUCCCCCAAAUUCAGACGUAAGUACGGCGAGUACUUCCUCAUCAUGAACGCCCUGGCUCUGGGCAUGUUCGUGGUCAUGGCAGUGCUCUAUGUGCCUUGGCGUGCCACGCUGUGGGUGGGCUCCUUCUUCUUCACCAUCCCUGCCGCCCAGCUAGGGAUGGCGGACCUGAUGGUGCAGUGUUGGGUGAUUGUCCCCACGCUGGGUCUCAGCUUCUUCCGGUUUGCGUCGGGCACCAUCUUUGCCUAUUCAGAGAUCGUCUACUUUACAGUGCUGGCUGCCUUUUGGAUCUACUGCCAGCGAACGCUGAGACUAAUGGGCCUUUCGGUGCUGCUCUUCGUCGUCUACAACCUCCCCUAUAUAGGCCACAUGGCCGUGCCACUAGCCCAGCUCUACCUGAUCAACAAGACAUUUGGCUGGCGGCCGGCUGUGUUCGUGGGAUGCUGCUAUGGCGUGACGGCCUACGCGGGAGAUGGAGUGAGCACGUUGGCCAUGCUCGCGUUCCAGUUCUGGAUGUCGGCCGUCGCCCUCACGCGAGAGCUGCUGGAGCCCUUCUUCACUCGUCUCCCCGACUACCGCAAACACCCAGCCAUCCUGCGCAAGAGAUACUACCGGCUGAUGUUCGGGUUUGGAAUGCCCUUUGCUCUGGUCCUGUCGAUCCCGCUCGUCGGCCCGCUGGCGUGGGGCCUCGCACAGGCAGCCACCGCGGCGCUGGUGGUGGAGAUCGACAAGCAGGAACAGAAGCACAGCGCCCGAAAAGGCACACCGCCCAUCGCCGUGGUUGCUGCUUGCAUGUUGUCGAUAGCGUUCUACGCGAUCUGGUAUGGGCUGAUUUGGGGAAUCGCCCACUUCAUCUAUGGUGUCCGACAACAACACGGCGAAGAGGAGAUAGAAGUUGUGUAG
Acanthamoeba castellanii str. Neff is the source of this 1011-nucleotide messenger RNA. RefSeq lists its product as uncharacterized. The transcript is spliced from 9 exons. The record is from RefSeq and is a predicted model, not a curated record. The coding region runs from base 1 to 1011 and encodes 336 amino acids. NCBI's taxonomy places the organism in Eukaryota, Discosea, Longamoebia, Acanthamoebidae.